GAUGCUGUGCGUUUCUUGGGGAUAGAAAAGUUGACAUAUAUUUAAAACGCAAUUUAAGAAGAUAGUGCGUAUUAGUUGGACUUCUGGUGGCGAUCGCAACACGAAUUAACACGGUGCUGCCGCCUGGCUCUGUGGCACCAAAAUUGGAAUUACACCCUUCCGUCGCCCCUAAAAUAUCUGCCAUAGCGUCACGACAUAUGAAAGUAGUCCACAAGUCAAUUCUGUCGCCCUGUAUUACUUGUAUGCUGUCAACAAGAACGAGCGCAGAUUAAUCGAAGGAGAUUAUUAAGAAGAAUCGCGAUGUCGCAGGGAAGAGGUAGGAGAAAUCGCAAACAUCAUGAUAAGGAUAAAAUAAUCAAUCUUGGUGACAAAGGCAAGGAAGUGAUGGAGGACAUAAACGAGAACAAUCGAGUAAUACAACAGUUUCGUGAAUAUGCGGUUGAACUAGAUACCAAGCACGAUCGUUAUGAAAGAAUCUUUAAAAUCAAUCGAGAUGUGGGCAUUGAGAGCAAAAGAAUCAUCUUUCUGUUGCACACCAUCGACAAGGAGAGUAAACGGAACGCUGUGCUAGACACAGCCAAGGCGAGACUGGAUAACGUAAUACAGAAGUUGUUUCGAAAUAUCGCAAAUGAGCUGGAAGGUCAGGACGCUUAUCAAUUCCACAGGGCCUAUCGCGCCGGUUUAGAAGAAUACAUAGAAGCGCUCACAUUUCACGAAUAUCUGCAGAAUGGUGAUAUGCAAGACUGGUCCGCUCUGGAAAAAACAUUGAAAUAUCACACAAUUUCAUCUCCAACCGAUUCGCUGGAACAGAGUACUUCCAAGACGGUACAGGUCAUGGUCACGCCGACGGACUUUAUCCUAGGAAUAGCUGAUCUGACCGGAGAGCUGAUGCGAAAGUGUAUCAACAACUUGGCGAUAGGCGACGUAAACAGUUGUUAUCAAACAUGUAAUUUUGUCAGAAAGAUAUACAUAGCCUUCUUGGGCUACACCGGUGUUGUGCAUAACAACGAAGUAAACAAGAAAAUCAUCACGCUGAAACGCAGUUUGACCAAAAUGGAAAACGCGUGUUACACUAUUAAAGUGCGAGGAUCUGAAAUACCAAAGCAUAUGUUGGCCGAUAUGGCCAUUGCGGCAACUGAGGAAUACGCCACUGAGGACGAUGAGGGAUAUCAGGCGUUUUAAUACACGACAGCAGAAAUCACUUUCAACGCAGAUUAUUUAUUUUUCAGUGAUUGUGGGCUUUUAUCAAUCUGAUGCAAGAUAAAAGUAAUUGAUAAUAUUUUAUACAGCUGAUGAUAUUGAAUUGAAAAUUAAUUGAUACGCGAAAAGAAACAGAUACAGUUGUCACAACCAAAAGUUGCCCAUCAAUACAUUUUUUUUUAACUAUAAGAACUAUAAUAUGAUUGUGUAAUAACCGUAAGAUGCUAUAUCUUAACAAUUAUGGCUGUUAAGAUAUAUCUAUC
This is a messenger RNA of Cyphomyrmex costatus, 1463 nucleotides long. It is a transcript of the gene Trax, whose product is annotated as Translin associated factor X. The record is from RefSeq and is a predicted model, not a curated record. The transcript has 2 exons. Gene Ontology annotation, molecular function: sequence-specific DNA binding. Lineage: Eukaryota; Metazoa; Arthropoda; Insecta; Hymenoptera; Formicidae. Bases 301 to 1182 code for a protein of 293 amino acids.